Messenger RNA from Saccostrea echinata, 1130 nucleotides. Its product is annotated as actin-like. The transcript is spliced from 2 exons. The record is from RefSeq and is a predicted model, not a curated record. NCBI's taxonomy places the organism in Eukaryota, Metazoa, Mollusca, Bivalvia, Ostreida, Ostreidae. The coding region runs from base 1 to 1128 and encodes 375 amino acids.
AUGGACAACAAAGACGCAACGGCUUUAGUUAUUGACAAUGGAUCUGGAAUGUGCAAAGCUGGAUUCGCCGGGGACAAUGCCCCUAGAACUGUGUUUCCCUUCAUUAGGGAACGCCCAAGACACCAGGGUGUUAUGGUUGAUAAUUAUCUGCAUAGCUAUGUCGGGGACGAGGCCCAACGCAAGAGGGGUAUUCUCACUCUUAAUUACCCCAUUGAACUCGGCGUUGUCACCAAUUGGGACGACAUGGAGAAGAUCUGGCAUCAUACCUUCUAUAAUGAACUCCGUGUGGCUCCAGAAGAGCAUCCUGUCUUUUUAACCGAGGCACCACUCAACCCCAAAGCCAACAGAGAAAAGAUGACACAGAUUAUGUUCGAAACUUUUAAUUUUCCAGCCAUGUACAUAGCUCUUCAGACUGUUCUCUCUUUGUAUGCUUCUGGUCGUACAACUGGAAUUGUACUCGACUCUGGAGAUGGCGUCACCCACACAGUACCAAUUUAUGAGGGCUACGCCUUUCCACACGCCAUCAUGAGAUUGGAUCUUGCUGGACGAGAUCUGACUAAUUACCUUAUGAAAAUCCUCAAAGAACGCGGUUACUAUUUUACAACCACAGAUGAAAGAGAAAUCGUAAGAGACAUUAAAGAGAAAUUGUGUUACGUUGCUCUGGACUUUGAACAAGAAAUGGCAACAGCUGCGACCUCAUCAUCCCUCGAGAAGAGGUACGAACUUCCUGAUGGUCAGGUCAUCACAAUUGGUAACGAGAGAUUUCGAUGUCCAGAAGUCGUGUUCCAACCUUCUUUCCUUGGAAUGGAAUCUUCUGGUAUACAUGAAGCAGCAUAUAGCAGUAUCAUGAAAUGCAACGUUGAUAUUCGUAAGGACUUGUACGCAAAUACAGUACUGUCUGGCGGUUCAACCAUGUACCCAGGUAUUGCUGACCGUAUGCAAAAGGAAAUCACCGCUUUGGCUCCUUCCACAAUGAAGAUCAAGAUAAUCGCUCCAACUGAGAGGAAAUACUCCGUCUGGAUUGGUGGUUCUAUCCUAGCUUCACUUUCUACCUUCCAGCAGAAGUGGAUCAGCAAGCAAGAAUAUGAUGAAUGCGGUCCUUCCAUUGUGCACAGAAAAUGCUUCUAAGA